Messenger RNA from Oryza sativa Japonica Group (Japanese rice), 1329 nucleotides. Its product is annotated as peroxidase 4. The record is from RefSeq and is a predicted model, not a curated record. Gene Ontology annotation, molecular function: peroxidase activity; heme binding. Lineage: Eukaryota; Viridiplantae; Streptophyta; Magnoliopsida; Poales; Poaceae. Gene Ontology annotation, biological process: hydrogen peroxide catabolic process; response to oxidative stress.
UAAAUACAUGCACCACCACAGCUCUGCUAUCUCCAGGCACUGGUGCACUCACCAAAUCAACAAGCUAGCUAACUAAGCUUACCACACUCACAUACUCCUAUAUAUUUUGGCACGCAUUGAUUACCUGCUAGCUCCUUGAGCAAUAUCAAUAUGGCUCAGCCGACUUGGUCAGCAAGGCGCGUCACUGCCGCCCUGGUCGUGAUGGUGGUGGUGGUGCUCGCGGUCGCCGGCGGGUCGUGGGCGCAGCUGUCGCCGAGCUUCUACUCGUACUCGUGCCCGGGAGUGUUCAACGCGGUGAAGCGGGGGAUGCAGUCGGCCAUCGCCAGGGAGAAGCGCAUCGGCGCCUCCAUCGUCCGCCUCUUCUUCCACGACUGCUUCGUCCAAGGUUGCGACGCAUCGCUGCUGCUGGACGACACGGCGAGCUUCACCGGCGAGAAGACGGCGAACCCCAACAACGGCUCCGUCAGAGGGUUUGAGGUGAUCGACGCCAUCAAGUCGGCGGUGGAGACCAUCUGCCCCGGCGUCGUCUCCUGCGCCGACAUCCUCGCCAUCGCUGCCAGGGACAGCGUCGCCAUCCUGGGUGGGCCGAGCUGGGACGUGAAGGUUGGUCGGAGAGACUCGCGCACGGCGAGCCUCAGCGGCGCAAACAACAACAUCCCGCCGCCGACGUCGGGACUCGCCAACCUCACCUCCCUCUUCGCCGCGCAGGCCCUCUCCCAGAAGGACAUGGUCGCCCUCUCCGGAUCUCACACCAUUGGGCAAGCACGAUGCACAAACUUCAGAGCUCAUAUAUACAACGAAACCAACAUCGACAGUGGCUUUGCGAUGAGGAGGCAAUCAGGUUGCCCUCGUAACUCAGGAUCAGGUGACAAUAACCUGGCACCUCUGGAUCUUCAGACGCCAACCGUGUUCGAGAACAACUACUACAAGAACCUCGUCGUCAAGAAGGGGCUCCUGCAUUCUGAUCAGGAGCUCUUCAAUGGCGGAGCCACUGAUGCUCUUGUUCAGUCUUACAUAAGUAGCCAGAGCACAUUCUUUGCGGAUUUUGUGACGGGCAUGAUCAAGAUGGGGGACAUCACACCGUUGACGGGAUCAAACGGGGAGAUCAGGAAGAACUGCAGAAGGAUUAAUUAAGAAAUGAUUAAGAGGCAAGCUGUGUUCAUGUCCAGUAGUGCAAACGCACAUUGUGUCGUGUUUCUUGCGGAUAUGUUUGCAACAUCUCCCUUAAUUUCUUUCAUGUGUUUAUGUAUCAUUAUGUUCGUUUGAAAUAAUGAAAGUACUAUGUGAUUUGUUUUAAUGUAACAUAUGCUUAGUUUAUGUGGUGGUAAA